AUGUCAUUCUUCGGAUUUGAUCCUAGUGUGCCUCCACAUGCUCAGUCGAGGGAUAAUGUGACAGAAAGUUACGAUUUUCAGGAUACAUAUGAUGGAUUAGGAGAUGAGUUAGAUGAAGGCGACGACGCUUUCAAUAACGAAACAUUCGGUGGAGGAGAAGUAAGAAAAGAUUUCAAUUUUGCCGGAGCAGGGACUAAUAACCCAGCUGCGGUUCCGCAGCCUCAAAGACCAGGAAUUAGUUAUGCUGAUGCAGUUUCCCAUUCCAAUGAUGAUGAGUUCAUGCAAGAUUUAUGGGGCACAUCCAAUGCUCCACAAGGUCAACAACACGGUCAGCAGCCAUCUGAAGGACAAUUACAAGGAGCACCAGAAAAGAAGAUUUUAUCGUUAGAAGAAAUUGAAGCUCAAUUGACCUCUAUUGAUCAAUCUCAGCAACUCCCACCUCAACCUCAAUUUGUGGUACCAGGGAUGAUGCCUCCAAAUCAAUUUGGUGGCUACAUGUUGCCCCCAGGAGGAUUCAUGCCACCUCCAGGUCAAUACGGACAAUUUCAAGGUGCACCAUUAGGUUCUCAACAAUUACCACCACAGCCAAUUCAACCCUCUGGUCAACAAAUUCCACCUCAUCCUCAGGCACAACCUCUCCAACCUCAGCCUCAACCUCAACCACCUCAGCAAGCUGUUCCAAAGCAAGGAUUACAAUCUCAACAGGUUCCUCCCCAACCAAUUGAACAACGUAGAGUUUCGAAGGUCGAUCUUUCUCAUUUCCCAGUUUUGGGUUCAAAAGGAGGUGAAACCUAUCCAGCUCAGGGACAACAACAACAACCGCAACAACCACAGCAACAACAGCAACAACAACAACAAUUUGCUAAUAUUCAGCAACGCCAACAACAGCCACAUCACCAGCAACAACACUACCACCAGCAGCUGUUCUCCCAACCUCCAAUUCAACAACAGGCUCAACAACAAGCUCAGCAAUCUGACUUAACCCCAGAACAACAAGCCAAAUUAGCUAAAAGACAUGAUAAGGUCGCUCGUAUUAUGAAGUACUCGGGUAUUAUGAACCCUAAGGACAAAGACUUUGUAACUCGUUUCCAGUUAUCUCAAAUUGUUACUGAAGAUCCUUAUAAUGAAGAUUUUUAUGCCCAGGUUUUCAAAGUUGUCCAUCCAAAGGUCAAUAACAAUCCUAUGCAACAAAACUCUCAACAACAUAAUUCAAUCGCGCAAGCUUAUUUGGAACAAAGUGGCCAUAGAUUGGGAGGCCGUUAUAAGAGAGCUGAUGUAGCAUUGCAAAGAAUGCAACAGCAAGUUCAAAAGGCUGUCACUGUUGCCAAAGAAAGACCAAAGCUAACUCAAUAUGCAAGAGAAGGAGCUUUAGGUAAGAUAUCUUUUGGUAAUGGUAAGAAGCCAAGACAACAGUUAGAAAUUUUCAGCAAGGCUGCCCAAAGGGAAAUUGAAAAGAAGGAGGCAGAAGGUAAGAAGGAAGGAUCUGAAUCUACUAUAGCUGACUCCGAUGUGGCUGAUAAGGUUACUCCAGUUUCUAAAAAAGCAAGAUCUCCAUCUAUUUCAGCACCAUCAAAACCAACCAAGAAAUAUUCUAAGAAGGAUAUUAUGAGUAUUUUAGAAAAUAUUAUUUCGAAACUUAUGAAUGUUGAAAGUGAAUCAAGAUUAACUAGUGAUGUUGACACAACUGACUUAUGGGAAUCAUUACAUAUAUUAGAUCAACCCUCUUCAUCUGGUGAUGAUGAAUUAGAAGUUAAUCCUUUUAUACAAUGUUUGAAUCAUAAUAAGACUUUGAAGAUCUUGCCAAGGUUAUUUAAGUUCUUAUCUAGAGAACAGAUCUUGACCAUAGUUACAUUGAUAAUGUCGAAUUUGGAAAACUUGUCAGUUAUUAAGCUUGGUUCCUAUACAACCUAUCCUGAUAAGAAAGUGUCAGAUUCAAUUUUAAAAUUGGUGGAAGCAUAUUCGUUAACGUUUUCUAAAGUUUUGAUGAAUGCAGCACAGGAUUUCAAAUUCAAUGAAAUUAUUGGUUUGUUAGUCAUCUUGAUUGAACAUAAUAAUGUUUCAUUUGUCUCUACUACUAAGAUCGGGUUAUCAAUUUUAACAACCUUAUUGUCUCGUGCAGAAUUGAUAAGAGGUGAAGGCGUCAUAUCAGCAACUGAUUUGUCGGAAUGGUCAUCUUGUUACGAUGAGUUAUUCACUUCAUUAGAAUCUCGUAUAGCUGCAAUUUUCCCACCACACCCAGAAGAUGUCGACGAUGGUUCAUCAAGAGAGAAUUAUGUCUGGCAAUUCUUAGCUACCUUAUCGUUAGGUGGAAAGUUGAGUCACCAAAGAAUAAUUGUUGAUGAAGUUAGAGACGAGAUUUUCGGUGUCAUGAAUAGAGCAAAAGCUAUUGAUAAUUCUGAUUUAGCAAACUUAUAUAAGAAGCAAAACCUAUUGAACAAUUUGAAUAUGUAUUUGGUUGUUAUGGGAUUGGUUGCAGAUGAAAAUGAAAUCAAAGAAUUACAAAGCUGA
This is a messenger RNA of Debaryomyces tyrocola, 2508 nucleotides long. NCBI's taxonomy places the organism in Eukaryota, Fungi, Ascomycota, Pichiomycetes, Serinales, Debaryomycetaceae. The record is from the annotation of a GenBank genome assembly.